Messenger RNA from Pelodiscus sinensis (Chinese soft-shelled turtle), 5521 nucleotides. It is a transcript of the gene TAF2, whose product is annotated as TATA-box binding protein associated factor 2. Gene Ontology annotation, biological process: transcription initiation at RNA polymerase II promoter. Gene Ontology annotation, molecular function: transcription cis-regulatory region binding; RNA polymerase II general transcription initiation factor activity; chromatin binding. NCBI's taxonomy places the organism in Eukaryota, Metazoa, Chordata, Testudines, Trionychidae. Gene Ontology annotation, cellular component: transcription factor TFIID complex. The record is from RefSeq and is a predicted model, not a curated record.
CUCAGACCUUUGAAGCGGCAGCCUCGCUCCCGCCUAAAAAUAAAACGCCUCAGCACCCCCCUCCCACCUACCUAUUAGCAACAGCCCCUGCUGAGCCAGCACUGCCCAUCCAGGAGCAUGAACUCACCAUCAAUAGUUCCCAGACCUCCCCCAGCAGCAGCGUCAAUUACCUGUUGAGCAGCAGGCCCACAACACCAAUUUCUCCUCUGCACUUAACAGUUCCGGUUGUGCACUUUCCAGAGGGAGAGAGGCAGGGGAAGGGAACUGUGUGUCACACUCAUACCUGUAUAUAUAAGACUGUAUAUUGUUGACUUAAUAACUGGGCUGCUUCUCUGAUCUGGUCAUGGCUGAAUCUUGGGAGUCUUAGAUCCACUGCUGGGAGAACAGUAAUGAAAGGGAACUUGACAAGGGGAAAAAUCAAAUCACCUAUUCAAAGACUGCUAAUGAGGAUGAUGUUGAUGCAUAUUUGACUCUCAACAAUUCAGUGCUGCUGUGCAGGAUGAAUAGGAAGAAAGGAGACAAGGGAUUUGAGAGCCCGAGACCUUAUAAAUUAACGCAACAGGUAGUCUGCAUCAACAACAUAAAUUUUCAAAGAAAGUCUGUUGUUGGCUAUGUGGAACUGACAAUAUAUCCUACGGUUGCAAACCUGAAUAGAAUCAAACUGAGCAGUAAACAAUGCAGGAUAUACAGAGUCAGAGUCAAUGAUCUGGAAGCAGCUUUUAUUUAUAAUGAUCCAACACUGGAGGUUUGUCACCAUGAGUCAAAGCAGAGAAAUCUAAACUAUUUUUCCAACGCUUAUGCUGCUGCAGUCAGUGCUGUGGACCCUGAUGCUGGAAAUGGAGAACUCUGCAUUAAAGUUCCUUCGGAGCUAUGGAAACAUGUUGAUGAGUUAAAAGGCCUAAAGGUGCACAUAAAUUUUUCUCUGGACCAGCCAAAGGGAGGCCUUCAUUUUGUGGUGCCCAAUAUAGAAGGUAGCAUGGCAGAGAGAGGGGCUCAUGUCUUUUCUUGUGGAUAUCAAAAUUCUACAAGAUUUUGGUUUCCUUGUGUUGAUUCAUACUCUGAAUUGUGCACAUGGAAACUAGAAUAUACAGUAGAUGCUGCAAUGGUGGCUGUCUCAAAUGGAGAUUUGGUGGAAACAGUGUAUACCCAUGAUAUGAGAAAGAAGACCUUUCAUUACAUGCUGACUAUUCCAACUGCAGCUUCUAACAUCUCUCUUGCUAUAGGACCCUUUGAAAUCCUUGUUGAUCCAUAUAUGCAUGAGGUGACUCAUUUCUGUUUACCACAGCUUCUCCCAUUACUGAAACAUACCACGUCAUACCUUCAUGAGGUCUUUGAAUUCUAUGAAGAGAUUCUUACUUGUCGCUACCCUUACUCUUGUUUCAAGACAGUUUUUGUAGAUGAAGCAUAUGUUGAAGUAGCUGCUUAUGCUUCCAUGAGUAUUUUUAGCACAAACCUCUUACAUAGUGCAAUGAUUAUAGAUGAGACUCCACUGACAAGGAGAUACUUAGCUCAGGCUCUGGCUCAGCAGUUUUUUGGCUGUUUUAUAUCCAGAAUGUCCUGGUCAGAUGAGUGGGUGUUGAAGGGAAUCUCUGGCUAUAUUUAUGGCCUUUGGAUGAAAAAAACCUUUGGUGUUAAUGAAUAUCGCCACUGGAUUAAGGAGGAGCUAGACCAAAUAGUGGUAUAUGAACUGAAGACUGGCGGAGUUUUACUGCAUCCAAUAUUUGGAGGAGGAAAAGAGAAAGACAACCCUGCAUCGCAUCUACAUUUUUCUAUAAAACACCCUCACACAUUGUCCUGGGAAUAUUACACUAUGUUCCAAUGUAAAGCCCAUCUUGUUAUGAGAUUGAUAGAAAACAGGAUCAGUAUGGAGUUCAUGCUACAAGUUUUCAACAAAUUGUUGAGUCUGGCCAGCACUGCCUCGUCUCAGAAGUUCCAGUCUCACAUGUGGAGUCAGAUGCUGGUUUCCACAUCUGGAUUUUUGAAAUCCAUCUCUAAUGUCUCUGGCAAAGACAUCCAGCCUUUAAUAAAGCAGUGGGUGGAUCAGAGUAGUGUGGUAAAAUUUUAUGGCAGUUUUGCAUUUAAUAGAAAACGAAAUGUAUUGGAAUUGGAAAUAAAGCAAGACUAUACUUCUCCUGGGACCCAGAAAUAUGUGGGUCCUCUUAAAGUGACAGUGCAAGAACUUGAUGGAUCUUUCAACCAUACAUUGCAGAUAGAAGAAAACAGUCUUAAGCAUGAUAUACCUUGCCAUUCUAAAAGUAGAAGAAAUAAGAAAAAAAAGAUUCCAUUGAUGAAUGGAGAAGAGGUGGACAUGGAUCUUUCUGCAAUGGAUGCUGAUUCUCCUUUACUCUGGAUAAGAAUAGAUCCUGAUAUGUCUGUAUUGAGGAAAGUAGAAUUUGAACAAGCUGAUUUCAUGUGGCAAUAUCAGCUUCGAUAUGAGAGAGAUGUAGUUGCACAGGAAGAAUCCAUUUUGGCAUUGGAAAAGUUCCCCACUCCUGCUUCACGACUUGCACUGACUGAUAUACUAGAACAAGAGCAGUGUUUCUACCGAGUGAGAAUGCUGGCCUGCUUCUGUCUUGCAAAGAUUGCAAAUUCUAUGGUAAGUACAUGGACAGGACCACCAGCCAUGAAGUCACUCUUUACCCGAAUGUUUUGUUGUAAAAGUUGUCCAAACAUUGUGAAGACCAACAACUUCAUGAACUUUCAAAGCUACUUUCUGCAAAAGACUAUGCCUGUUGCUAUGGCCUUGCUGAGGGAUGUUCAUAACCUCUGUCCUAAAGAAGUUUUAACAUUUAUUUUAGAUCUAAUUAAGUACAAUGACAAUAGGAAAAAUAAGUUUUCAGACAAUUAUUAUCGUGCAGAACUGAUUGAUGCACUAGCCAACUCUGUAACUCCUGCAGUCAGCGUGAACAAUGAAGUUCGAACUCUGGAUAAUCUAAAUCCUGAUGUUCGACUCAUACUUGAAGAGAUUACCAGAUUCUUAAAUAUGGAAAAGCUUCUGCCCAGUUACAGACAUACUAUUACAGUCAGCUGUUUGAAAGCCAUUCGUGUUCUUCAGAAGAAUGGACAUGUCCCAAGUGAUCCCGCUCUCUUUAAGUCAUAUGCGGAAUAUGGACACUUUGUUGAUAUCCGAAUAGCAGCUUUGGAGGCAGUUGUUGAUUACACAAAAGUUGAUCGGAGUUAUGAGGAAUUACAGUGGUUGCUUAACAUGGUUCAAAAUGAUCCUGUACCUUAUGUAAGACAUAAGAUUUUGAACAUGCUGACAAGGAAUCCCCCCUUUACUAAGAACAUGGAGUCUCCCUUGUGCAAUGAAGCUUUGGUGGAUCAGCUUUGGAAACUUAUGAAUUCAGGUACUUCACACGACUGGAGGCUACGAUGUGGUGCUGUGGACCUGUACUUCACGCUUUUUGGCCUUAGUAGACCUUCUUGUUUGCCAUUACCAGAGCUUGGACUGGUCCUUAAUCUGAAAGAAAAGAAAGCUGUUCUUAAUCCUACCAUCAUCCCUGAGUCAGUGGCAAACAAUCAGGAACCUGUGAACAAUCCUAACAAUCAUGGACAACUGAUAGGAUUUCAAAACACUGAGGAUGAUCAUCUUGUUAAGGAAACAGCAUCCUGCAUUUCUGUUCAUCAGCAAGGAAUGAAGAGGAAGGCUGAUAUGCCACUUGGAUCCCCGUUGGAGCCAGGGCAGAUACUAGAGAAGAAUGAAGACAGUAAAGUCAAACUAAAAAUCAGAUUCUCAAACUCUCAGGAAGAGGAGGAAAUUGAUAUGGACACUGUUCAUGAUAGUCAAGCUUUUAUUUAUCAUCACUUGAAUAUGCUGGAGAGACCAUCAACACCAGGUAAAGAACAGUCUUCACUAGAGCUGAACAUGCUUCCAGUGCCAGCAGCUCCACUCUCCACCUUUAGUAAAGAAUCAAAUUCCUCAAAACACAGUGAUCAUCAUCACCACCACCACCACGAGCACAAGAAAAAGAAGAAAAAGCAUAAACAUAAACAUAAGCAUAAACAUAAACAUGACAACAAAGAAAAAGAUAAGGAGCCCUUCACUUUCUCCAACAGCCCAGCCAGCGGGCGAUCAGUUCGCUCUCCAUCACUUUCGGACUGAAGUGAGCACUUCUAGAACUCAACCCAAAGCGUUCACGGAGCAUUUAGAAAGAUAUAUAUAAUUAAAGCCUCUAUCUUUUUCUAUGAAAAUAGGAAAGCAUGAAUUGUCUAGCAGUUCAGAAGCUGUCACAAUCUAAAUUUGAAACAUUCUAUUUCUAUAUUCAGUAGCUGUGAACUGAAUCUGAUUCAGAAAAGUGUUUUAUGGUUCUGAGUCGGUUUCUUUUUCCAUGUUCUUUCUCCCCACCUCCCACUCAUUUUCCUUUUUAAACAAAGAAAACAGUUCUUUAUAUAAGGACCCCACGUCUACUGGCAACCCCCUGAACAUCAUGCUGUCCAUGUGUACUGCCAGAUUCAAUUAUGUUUUAAGCCUUUGAUGAAUGCUAUGAGGCAAAAUAUGUUUUAAACAGAAGCCAACUGCCAGACCUCUGAUGAAGCACUGUUUCCAAGACAGUAUUGUAUAACCAAGCAUAGACCUCCUGAGAAGACAAAGGCUUUCCUAUAAUCUUCUGUUGAGCUAUUUCUUGCUUUAACCACAGCAGUGCAAUGUCAGAAUUUUAAAAAUAAUACAUAGAAUAUUUGCCUUUUUCCGAUACUAAAACUCUUAAAGUUCCAAGCUUCUUUUAAGCUGAAGAUUUUUAUUAUGGACAUGACCCUUUGAAUAUAAUCGCAUUCUGCAAUUAUGUUUCUGUAAUUUUAGCAGAAAAACUUAAUGCAUGUUUUGCCCUUAAUCAGGCUUUUAAAUAUAAUAAAAUAUGCAAAUUGUUUUGGCAAAGGCAGCUUUUUCAUUAAAUAAAACGAAUUUGGGAAAACACUUUUUGGAAAAAAUGCCUUUUGCUGAAAUUAAAAACAUUUUGGAAAUCUGUAUGCAUUAAAAACUUAGUAUUGUCAAAGUGAACUUACUUGAAAGUAUUCUACAAUGUCAGUUCAUGAAUCUACAGGAAAAAAUAUAUAACUACAUUAGCCUAGGUCUGGGACUUGAAAAGGCGAGUGAAUUCAGAUGUCUUUAGCUGUGAUUUGUGCAGUUUGGUUAUGCCAACAUGCCUAGCCAAUAUUUUGUUUUAAAGCUUCAGUUUUUAAAAGUUUUGGCAAUACAUGUAAAAACAUCACUGCUUCUUUUUACAUUUUCUCCUCAUUUGUACAUAGAGGUAGGGUUUUUUAUUUUUUUUUAUUUUCAUGUACCAGUUUAUUACUAUUGGGUGGAUUUUACAUCUUAUUCAGAUUUCUGUUAUAAAAUGGUUGUGUUUAGGUUAAAUAUUUUAUUUUCAAAUGUUUUUGUUAAAGGACUCCUGAGAGAAUGAAUGAUGUUACAUCUAGGAAAAUAGUGUUCAAAAGUACCCAAGAAGACUUUUUUUUUUUUUUAAAUCUAGUCUGUUUCCCUCUCUACCUCCUUCCCUCCCCCUCCAAUAAACACUUUUUAUAU